AUACACAAAUGCUGUAGGCACAUCUAUUCCCAUCAUCCUAGUUUUCCCAAGGCCACUCCUUUCUGCCGUUUCCGAACUCCGACCGCAGCGAUGCUGUUCUUCAGUUUUUUUAAGACUAUCACAAACCACACAGUUACAAUUGAACUGAAGAAUGACAUACGCAUACGUGGCACCCUUAAAAGUGUUGACCAAUAUCUGAAUAUCAAGCUGGAUGACAUUGAGGUUCUUGACCUGGAUGAAUACCCACAUCUCUCCAGUGUGAAGAAUAUUUUCGUUCGAGGGAGCGUGGUCCGAUAUAUCGUCUUACCGCAGGCGGAGGUAGAUCGGGGAUUAUUGGAGGAUGCCACAAGGAGAGAAGCUGAAAAUCAAGCGAAUAAAACCCGAUGAUUUCAAAAUACAUUACGUCGCUUUGAAUAGAUUUGAAUAGAUCUUACAAAUGAGAAGAACUCCAUUCUAGGAGCUCCUCGGUAAGAAACAUCGCCGCUGUAUCGUACCCAAUUAUGAGCAGAGGAUUAAGCUAUGGAGGAAUGCGGAUUGAAGCGGCAUGAGUCGAUUGAAAUAUUUCAGAAGGUUAUUCAACUUGGCAAAGAUGCGCGUCGGAACCCAUUGCUAAGCCUCACAGGAUUCUCUUGGGGUGGAAAUUCCAAUGUCCGUCACUGUCAGCAUAUGCAGCAGUGCUCGAUUACAGUUAUUCGCAAAUGGAAAAUAAUAAUGAAUAAAUAAAUGAUACCAAAUGACGAUAUCCAAUGAUAUUACCAAUUAUACUAGUACC
Histoplasma capsulatum G186AR is the source of this 772-nucleotide messenger RNA. RefSeq names its product small nuclear ribonucleoprotein LSM2. The record is from RefSeq and is a predicted model, not a curated record. Gene Ontology annotation, molecular function: RNA binding. Gene Ontology annotation, cellular component: Lsm1-7-Pat1 complex; P-body; precatalytic spliceosome. The transcript has 3 exons. Bases 91 to 387 code for a protein of 98 amino acids. Gene Ontology annotation, biological process: mRNA splicing, via spliceosome. Lineage: Eukaryota; Fungi; Ascomycota; Eurotiomycetes; Onygenales; Ajellomycetaceae.